Vitis riparia (riverbank grape) is the source of this 2277-nucleotide messenger RNA. Its product is annotated as MDIS1-interacting receptor like kinase 2-like. Gene Ontology annotation, biological process: protein phosphorylation. Gene Ontology annotation, molecular function: receptor serine/threonine kinase binding; ATP binding; protein kinase activity. The coding region runs from base 1 to 2277 and encodes 758 amino acids. The record is from RefSeq and is a predicted model, not a curated record. The transcript is spliced from 2 exons. NCBI's taxonomy places the organism in Eukaryota, Viridiplantae, Streptophyta, Magnoliopsida, Vitales, Vitaceae.
AUGGUGUCCUCCGUUAUUAUUUCUACAGCAGUGGUAAUAGUUACCAGUAGCAUGAUGAUGAUGUUAUUCUCCCUUGCCAAAGCAAUAUCAUCACCAUCUUCAUCAACUGAUGAGGCAGAGGCUCUGCGCAGCACCGGUUGGUGGAAUUAUACCUCUGCUCAUUGCCACUGGGAUGGUGUAUAUUGCAAUAAUGCCGGAAGAGUGACUCGAAUCGCCCUUUACGGUUCAGGAAAAGAAUUGGGUGAGCUUAGCAAAUUCGAGUUUUCUUCAUUUCCCAGCCUGGUUGAGCUCAACCUUUCUGCCUGUGGACUCAAUGGUAGCAUCCCGCACCAAAUAGGUACUCUUACUCAACUCACUGUUCUUUCUCUCCAUGAUAACAAUCUUACAGGUGAGAUACCUCUGUCCUUGGCUAACCUCACUCAGUUGCUCUACCUCACCCUUUGUUCUAAUCCACUACAUGGUUCGAUUCCUCCUGAAAUUGGGAAAAUGAAGAAUCUGAUUUUUUUGGAUUUGGGUUAUAGCAACCUUAUUGGUGUCAUCCCUUCAUCUUUUGGUAAUCUUACCACUUUGACUACUCUCUAUCUUGAUGGUAAUCAAAUAAGUGGUUUUAUCCCUCCUCAAAUUGGGAAAAUGAAGAAUCUGAAGUCGCUUUUACUUUCUCAUAAUGGACUACAUGGUCCAAUUCCUCCCGAAAUUGGGAAAAUGAAGAAUCUGAAUAAGUUGAAUUUGGGUUAUAACAACCUUACUGGUGUCAUCCCUUCAUCUUUUGGUAAUCUUACCAAUAUGAAUUCUCUUUCUUUGCGAGGUAAUCAAAUCAGUGGUUUUAUUCCUCUUGAAAUUUGGUAUCUUUUGAAUUUAUCAUAUUUAGAUCUCAGUGAGAAUCAAAUCAGUGGUUUCAUCCCCGAAGAAAUAGUAAAUUUGAAGAAAUUGAGUCAUCUAGACAUGAGUAAUAACUUAAUAAGUGGAAAGAUACCUUCACAGUUGGGAAAUUUGAAAGAAGUAAAAUACUUCAAUCUCUCCCACAAUAACCUCUCUGGCACCAUUCCUUAUUCUAUUUCUAGUAACUACAACAGAUGGACAUUGAUUGAUUUAUCAAACAAUCAGUUGGAGGGUCAAACUAGAGCUCCGGUAGAGGCAUUUGGCCACAACAAAGGUCUAUGUGGUGAAAUCAAAGGUCGACCACGAUGCAAGAAAAGGCACCAAAUCACACUCAUCAUUGUUGUUUCUUUAUCUACAACCUUGUUGCUUUCAAUUGCAAUCCUUGGUUUUCUCUUCCAUAAACGAAGGAUCAGAAAAAAUCAAUUACUCGAGACAACAAAGGUGAAAAAUGGAGAUCUAUUUUCCAUAUGGGACUAUGAUGGUGUGAUUGCUUAUCAAGACAUCAUCCAAGCAACCGAAGAUUUUGACAUCAAAUACUGCAUAGGCACGGGAGGCUAUGGGAGCGUUUACAGAGCACAACUACCUUCCGGGAAGGUGGUUGCCUUGAAAAAACUUCAUGGAUGGGAAAGAGAGGAUUCGACUUACUUGAAAAGCUUUGAAAAUGAAGUUCAAAUGCUAACAAGAAUACGACAUCGUAAUAUUGUGAAACUUCAUGGCUUUUGUCUACAUAAGAGAUGCAUGUUUCUAGUUUACAAAUAUAUGGAGAAAGGAAGCUUGUAUUGUAUGCUAAGGGAUGAAGUUGAGGCUGUGGAAUUGGAUUGGAUUAAGAGGGUGAAUGUUGUUAAAAGCAUUGCUAAUGCUUUAUCCUACAUGCAUCAUGACUGUGACUUGCCCAUCAUUCACCGAGACAUAUCAAGUAAUAACAUUCUUUUGGACUCUAAGCUUGAAGCUUUUGUGUCGGAUUUUGGCACUGCAAGAUUGUUAGAUAAUGAUUCAUCCAAUCGAACCCUUCUUGUAGGCACUUACGGUUAUAUUGCACCAGAGCUUGCUUAUACUAUGGUUGUGACUGAAAAAUGUGACAUUUAUAGCUUUGGGAUGGUUGCAUUGGAGACGAUGAUGGGAAUGCAUCCAGGAGAAUUUGUCACCUCAUUAUCAUCUUCAUCAACUCAAAACACAACGUUAAAGGAUGUAUUAGAUUCACGUCUUUCAUCUCCUAAAAGUACACGAGUUGCUAAUAACAUAGCUCUUAUAGUGUCAUUGGCGCUCAAAUGUCUCCAUUCUAAUCCACAAUUUCGUCCAUCCAUGCAAGAAGUGUCUUCGAAACUUGUUUCUACAAGGUCAUUCCCACAACCCAUCAGUGCAAUAUCACUUUUGCAGCUAAAAGAUGAAGUUAUUUAA